Messenger RNA from Camelina sativa (false flax), 701 nucleotides. The record is from RefSeq and is a predicted model, not a curated record. Lineage: Eukaryota; Viridiplantae; Streptophyta; Magnoliopsida; Brassicales; Brassicaceae.
AUGGGCCUUGGCAGGGCGUGGUACCACAAACUUAGCUCCACACUUCGCACGCAUGGCUUCAAGCGUUCUGAAGCCGACCACACUCUCUUCACUCUUCGGACUAAAAAUGGUCGAGUGGUCGUUCUUGUCUACGUUGAUGACAUAAUCAUCACCGGCGAUGACCGCGAUGGGAUCUCUACCACUAAGGCCCUGUUUCACUCCACCUUUGAUAUUAAGGAUCUAGGAGAGCUCAAGUACUUCCUUGGCAUUGAAAUUUCUCGAUCACCGGAGGGGCUGUUUCUCUCUCAACGGAAGUAUGCCCUUGAUCUUCUCCGUGAAACUGGCAAGCUAGGAGCCAAACCGGCUCCUACACCCCUUGAAGAAGGUUACCAGUUCAAGCGAAAGGGGGAGAUGAAGAAUGCAACCAAGUUUGCUGAGCCAUAUGAGGAUGUGGGCAGAUAUCGUAGUCUUGUGGGAAAGCUCAUCUACCUUAUGAUCACAAGACCGGAUCUUUGCUAUGCAGUAAACCAAGUCAGCCAACACAUGAAGGCUCCAACAAAGUUUGAUUGGCAAACGCUCGAACGAAUUCUUUGUUAUCUCAAGGGAAGUCCUGGCCAAGGCAUUUGGAUGGGGAAGAACAACAACACUCAACUCGUGGGCUAUUGUGACGCGGACUAUGCAGGUGAUACAACUGACCAGAGAUCAACCACAGGGUAUUGCAG